GUGAACGAGUGCUUUGUUUUCAUGGACCUCUCCUUUAUGAAGCAAAGUGUGUAAAGGUUGCCAUAAAGGACAAGCAAGUGAAAUACUUUAUCCAUUACAGUGGUUGGAAUAAAAACUGGGAUGAAUGGGUUCCAGAAAGCAGAGUGCUCAAAUACGUGGAUACCAAUUUGCAGAAACAAAAAGAACUUCAAAAGGCCAAUCAGGAACAAUAUGCAGAGGGGAAGAUGAGAGGUGCUGCUCCGGGCAAGAAGACUUCUGGUCUGCAGCAGAAAAAUGUUGAAGUAUUUUUCAGACGAGAUGGAGCGCAUACUGUUUGCUGUUUGGAGACCCCUACAAUAUCGACGCGGAAAACAAAAAAGAACAAACAGAAAACUCCAGGAAUUGGAGAAGGGAGCAGUACCAGUGAGACUCCUCAGCCUCCUAGGAAGAAGAGGGCUCGAGUAGAUCCAACGGUUGAAAGUGAAGAAACAUUUAUGAACAGAGUUGAAGUAAAGGUGAAAAUCCCAGAAGAGCUGAAACCGUGGCUGGUAGAUGACUGGGACUUGAUCACCAGGCAAAAGCAGCUCUUCUAUCUUCCUGCCAAGAAAAAUGUUGACUCCAUUUUAGAGGAUUAUGCUAACUACAAAAAAUCACGAGGAAAUACUGAUAACAAGGAGUAUGCAGUCAAUGAAGUGGUGGCUGGAAUUAAAGAAUACUUCAACGUCAUGCUGGGAACUCAACUGCUGUACAAGUUUGAGAGGCCCCAAUAUGCUGAAAUUUUAGCAGAUCACCCGGAUGCUCCGAUGUCUCAAGUCUAUGGUGCCCCACACCUGCUGAGGUUAUUUGUACGAAUUGGAGCUAUGCUUGCUUACACCCCUCUUGAUGAGAAGAGUUUGGCUUUGCUGUUAAACUAUUUGCAUGACUUCUUAAAGUAUUUAGCAAAGAACUCCUCGGCGUUGUUCAGCGCCAGCGACUAUGAAGUGGCCCCCCCGGAGUAUCACCGGAAGGCGGUGUGAUGCUGCGCCGCUCUGCAGCGGGAACUGGAUCCCUGUCGUGCUGUCCACUCCCACGUCUCGUUCCUCACCUUCCUGUCACACACGUCUCCAUUGCACAGGUGGUGUCCACAUAAAGCCCAUAAAGUUGUGUGUUUUGAAACGGAACUGGCAUUGCUGAAGUUCUGAGGAUUUUUCUU
Antrostomus carolinensis (chuck-will's-widow) is the source of this 1171-nucleotide messenger RNA. It is a transcript of the gene MORF4L1, whose product is annotated as mortality factor 4 like 1. Lineage: Eukaryota; Metazoa; Chordata; Aves; Caprimulgiformes; Caprimulgidae. The transcript is spliced from 12 exons. Gene Ontology annotation, biological process: regulation of DNA-templated transcription; chromatin organization. The annotation marks the transcript as partial. Gene Ontology annotation, cellular component: nucleus; NuA4 histone acetyltransferase complex. The record is from RefSeq and is a predicted model, not a curated record.